AUGGGUGUAUCUGAUAGAAAAUCUCUUCCACUUCCCGCUCCCACCGAAACCGAGACUAAUACCACGCCCACCGACCUCACAUCAACGGCGGAUGUGGUGAACCCCGGCGACGAAAAGUCCUCAUACUCCAUCCCCGAAGACGGAACUCCCGUCACCAUUGCUACCCGUGGACACAAGGCUAGCAAAUCUCAGACCUCUUUGCUCAUCGAAUACUUCGAAGGAGGCAAGUCCACUGUCGGUUCAACAGGCGAGCGCCGUCCCAGCGUCCGUGUCCGCCUCACACCUUCCAAGAGAGGUCGAUCUGAUCAUCACAUCCAAGUCACCGAGAGCGCCCGUAACACCUCUGUGACUCGACGGAUACCUUUGGGCGAUUCUGAGUUUGACGCAGACGACGGUCAAAGCAUGGACUCUUACGCCUCCGCCACAGAAGAGUCUAACGUCUCGAGAAAUCCAAUUGACAUUGAGAUUGAUCGCAGUCAUAGACGUAGACGACCAGCCAGCCCUUUGAUUCCCUCAGAGACGUACGACGUCAACGCCUCAGAAAUCUCCGCCAUCCCAUCUGACAGCUUCCUUGACGGUACUGGUAACAACACCGACGCCAAGGCAGAAAGCCCAACAGGGACAAGGGAUAUGUCCACAGCCGCUGGUGCUCACGCAAUGGCGAGAGAUGCAGCAGAUGAGGUUAGAAAUCGUAAGAGUAGAACUAGAGAUAGGUCAAAGGUUUCCACAACACAUUCGUCGAGGGACAAGUCGAUAUCAGACAGAAAACGUCGACCGAAGAGCAGAACCAGCAGCGUUUCUGAGAGGACGGAGGAACCUAUUAAAACCCAUCGCCGUCGCUCCAGCAGAAGCCAACAACUGGAAUCCAAUGUGUCAGGUCUUGACUCGAAUGUCUCAGCAUCUCACCUGGCCCCUAGCCACCGCACACACGCAGCGCAUUCCUCACGAUCAGAUGUCUCUAAAUCAUCAAUCAACAAUCCAAAGCUGCUCGAAACUGUCGAAGACGCUAUUCGUCGACUAAUAUUACCCGAACUAAAUGCUCUCAAGCGGGAAACCAGCAAGAGAGAGGGUCGUCGGGACUCCUUCACUUCAUCCGGCACAUCACUUUCAAAAGACGAGUUGACACCCGACCGCCGGCGGUCGUCAGUUCAACGACAUGAAUCAAAGGAUAGGCGUAACAGAGAGGCUCGUCAUGUCCUCGAGGCUAACUCUGAUUUGAGCCAAGAUUCCGUCGAGGAUGAUUACCGCCAAUAUGAGAACGAUUCUGUUGCUCCCAAGCGUGACAUGGCUAAGGGGGCGGCGGCUAGUGCCGCUGCCGCCGGCUUCGCCUCAUCUAUUCUAUCUGAUAGCACACAAGGCGACCGAAAGCCAAGAGAGCGACGCCGCCGGAGAGCCGAAUCCACUCAUAGCCGUGCUAUGAGUCGUGAUCCUUAUGCGGACCAGUACGAAGAUGAUCACGUGGUCCCUCAGCCACCAAUGCCCCUCAUGAGUGAGAUCAAUCCUUCGGAAAUGACCAGGACUUCCAUCCGAUCUGCCGAUACCGACAGACCUCAGUCAGCCAGUGAAGAAAUCACCCCCAUCAAGAAUGUCCCUGGUGGAUAUGUCUCUGGAAACUCAACUCCUACACCAUCAGCGACGCCUUCAAAUAUCGACAACAGAUUAUCUACUUCGCACGCCAACGUAUCACAAGGUGACCUAAGAGCUCUUCCUAGAGGCCAGAAAGAUUACGUGGAGGAGUACGAACCGGACGAGUAUGGUCAGAAGCAUCCUCUUGAGCGCCAGGGUCAGUAUGAGGAAGAAGAUAUUUCUGACAAUGACUACCCCGAAGGUGGAUAUGACAACUCUUACUUCGCUACUCAGGAUGUUCCUCCCCCUCUGAAAUAUGUCCCUUACCAGGCUGGUGCCCGAGGUCUCAGCCCCAUUCCCAGCGUCUCUGGCUAUACCGAGGGAGGCAGCGAGUAUCAUCCUCGCAAUUCAAGGAGCAUGCACUCCACGAGCCCCGCCUACUAUGAGCAGUCUGGGGAUCGUCGUGACAGUCGAUCAACUCCCUCUCUCAACUCCUUGCAGCAGAGGGAACUUGAACACAUGUCUCCUCGCGAGUCUGGCAUGAACUACCGCAACUCUACCUAUACCGAUGACAGCGAGCUGGAAAAGGUUGCAGCUGGACAGGCUGUGCGCGGCAUCGCUGCCAACCCGAACGUCGUUCACCCUCCUAUGGGCCCAGAAUCAGCAGUUGCCUCCUUGAUUGACGGAUCUAUGCUUGAUCCUUCCAUGUUGAGUGCUGCUUACAGCGAUUACCCCGCUCACCGUGAUUCAGCACUGUCUUAUGACGAUCAGUCAAGAACCUACAGCAGCCGCGGUGCUAGCCCCGACAAGCAAUAUAUGGACGGCAGCGAGUUGGAGCCCGAGAGGCAUGCCACACCCAGUGCCAGGUCUAACAAGUCUCAAGAAUUCACCGAAUAUGAUCUUGACGACCAUGGCCGUAAGGUAGCUCGGGCAAGAUCUCCCACCGCUUCUGAAGUGGCUAUUGCGACUGGCGCUGUCGCAGCUCUUAAAGCCGCACAGGGCAAGAAGCAGUCGGCUACUGAGGAGCCAGAGGAAUACCAAGGCGCGGGCGUCUUCCGAAACAAGUCCUUCAAGGAGCGCACAUUGGAAGGCCACGAACCUCGCAACACUCCCGCGCAUAGCAUCGACCGUCUUUCCUACGAUGAUUCACCCAAGUUGGGCGCGAGUGGUUUGCCUGACUUUAACAAUCCCAUGCCCGAGUUUGGCUACAUAGAUGAUGAUGCUCAAACCAACCCUUCAGUCGUGCAAGACCGUCUAGACGGUGAGCAUCACGAUGAUGUUUCAGAGGGUCGAGUUACGCCUACGCCUCGAAAUGUCGCCGGACAGCGUGCUGAGAGUGCUGCCAGCCAAGACCAAGACGAGUGGCAGCGAUCCUCUGACGAUCGCAAGAGAGACACCCUUAUCACCAACCCAUACGAGGACACCAGCCCCGUUGCUAACCCAGCCCUGAACGACAACAUCAUGGCAGCUCGUGGCUUCGGAGCUCCAUACCAUACCGGCAGCCCUGGCUACAACCCUAAGUAUGACGAAGGUUACAUGUCCAAUGGCAACAAUCGAACCCCCGAUCUACAGCCCAACACCAAGGCUCUGCACAUGUCUCUGCCCGGAUCUCCCAAUGCUGCUAGCCAGGAUCCCUUCUACGCCCCUAAGGACGCCCGUCACAUGAGUGGCAUGUCUCAAGGCAUGGGCUCGCCCUUCUUCGAUGCGGCCACUGGCCAAGGAAUCGACCGUAUUGAGAACAAGGACAUCGUGUCUUUGAUGCAGCACCUCAUGGUUCGCGAUGCUCAGCGCUCUGCUCGAGACACCGAGAUUGUGGCACUACUUAUGAACUCAGCCAUCGAGAUGCGUUCUUCCAUGAACGAACUUAAGAACCUCGUCCAGGACACCAGCGACGAUGUCAUCUUUGCCGGCAGUGAAAACACCGAGAAGCUCCAAAAGGCUAUCAACGGCCCCCGCCCCUACCCUGGUGCCCGAUCAGUUCAGAGUAUUUCCCAGAUCGACACCUUCAACGAGGCUGCCGCAAAGAAGAACCUGUUCAAGCGAGCAUUCCAAGGUCUCAGCAACAAGGGUACUAGCGACUUCAAGCGCAUCGAGGAGAUUCUUAUGCAAAUUCUCGGCGAGGUCGAUGAUCUCAAGAUCCAGGGCACCGUUCAAGCUCCUUCCACCAGUGGUGGUCGUGGUCCCUCUUUUGACAACUUGCAGCCUGAGGGCCACUUCGAGCAAGACCGAGGCUAUGAGCCUGAAGGCAACUCAACAAUCACCCCCAGCCAAUCGGGACAUUUCUCUCUUUCCAACUCCAGAACUCGCCUAGCAGGCGAGCGCAAGUUCUCUGACAAUCGAAUCAGCACUGUGGCUGAGCAUGAGGAUGAAUACGAGCACGACCACCCUAGCCCAUCCGCUGAGCGUAGCAACCCCAACAUGCUGACGCCAGAGCGAUCGGGCUUCCAGCGCGGCAGCUCAGUUCCCCUUGACACUCCUCCCCAGCCCUCCAACGUUCCCCAGCCAAUGAGUAAUGAAAACACCCCUCGCACAACAGAGAAGAAGAAGAAGCACAAAUCUGGCCUUUCUGGCUGGUUUCCCAAGAUUUCUAGAUGGUCUGGAACGACGGCUUCCAGCCAAGGCAAGGGCAAAGAGGAAGUCAAGUACGACGACUACCCCCCCUCGCGUUCUGCUUCUAGCCUGGGCUCUUACAACGAUGGCGAUUACAGCCAUGGCCCCUACGAUGACCAACUUCCUGCUGGAUUUCAGCAACAAGAGCUUCCCACGGCACCCAGUGCUGCCCUGCCCGCACCUGUCCGACGUGAAAUCUCACGUACCCCAGGUGAUGCUCCUAAGUACAAGGUUCACCGAAACUCCUUGAACCUUCAACACCCCCAGCCUAGACAGGGCCAGACGGAGCGCUUCCGCAAUGCCUUGGAAUUCUCUGCUCAGGAGUACAAUGUCCCGAUGACACCCAGAUCCGCGGAUUGGGGUGGUUCGGUAUCCAGCUUCAAUCAGGCGGGCCAAAACACCAACCGAUACAGCCAGGCAUCAUCUACAGGUGCUCCCCAGGACCCAGCCUACUGGACAACAUCCCCAACUGGUCCUCCUCGACCUCCCAAGGAGCCCAUUGAGCCUACCGGCAGCCCUUCAGCUAUGUCUCCUCAACAAAGAGGCAGCCGUAUCUCGAAGCUGGCAAAGGGCAGCCCUGCACCACACCCAAGCGAUGAGAGUGGUUAUGCCACAAUGAGCGGUACCCAUUUCAGCAACUACACAAGCAGUCCCAAGCCUGAGAACCGCAACUUGAACGCUGCUUUGGGUGUUCCUACCCGCCGACCCAGUGGUCCUCGAGCCAUGACUCCCAAGAGCCCCGAGGAUGAAUCUCGCCGACGCAAGCGAGAAGACACGUUCGGUAGUGUUACCUCCCACAACACGGAUGAUACGGAGACCUUUUAG
This is a messenger RNA of Fusarium venenatum, 5001 nucleotides long. RefSeq lists its product as uncharacterized. The record is from RefSeq and is a predicted model, not a curated record. NCBI's taxonomy places the organism in Eukaryota, Fungi, Ascomycota, Sordariomycetes, Hypocreales, Nectriaceae.